AAUAUAAUAAUAAUAAUCAUACGGUAAAAGCAAGUUUCGGAAUAUACGGGCAUAAAUUAAAAAAAAAUAGCAAUUAUUAAUUCUUUUGAAUUGGAUAUAACACUUUAAUUGAAAAGAUAUGACAUGUGAUGGUGUUGUGACAUUUUGGAAAUUAUUUAUCUUUUUAGUUUUUAUAUUAAAAUCAGCUGUGACAAUUGGUAAACCAAAUCAAUUACAUAUUGGAGGUAUAUUUCCAAUACAAGGUAAAGGAGGAUGGCAGGGUGGACAAGCAUGUAUGCCAGCUGCAGAAAUGGCAUUGGUUGAUGUUAAUCGUUCACCAAAUAUAUUACCUGGUUUUGAUCUUGAAUUGCAUAGCAAUGAUAGUGAGGUAAGCAUUUACGUAAAUUUUUUGGAUGGACAUACGUCGUAUAAUUACAAAGCAUAAAUGUGAGCUGCCUAAGGUAAAAAUGAACAAUGAUUAAAAAAACUAUGAAUUUUCCC
Molecule: messenger RNA, 480 nt
Organism: Condylostylus longicornis
Lineage: Eukaryota; Metazoa; Arthropoda; Insecta; Diptera; Dolichopodidae
Product: gamma-aminobutyric acid type B receptor subunit 1-like
Exons: 3
Coding region: 119-424 (101 amino acids)
Biological process (GO): G protein-coupled receptor signaling pathway; gamma-aminobutyric acid signaling pathway
Cellular component (GO): G protein-coupled receptor heterodimeric complex; membrane
Molecular function (GO): G protein-coupled GABA receptor activity
Source: RefSeq, a predicted model, not a curated record